AUGAGUGACGAGUUCGAAAAACCCGCGACAGCCCCGCCGGUCAACAAGGUCGUUGUUGUUUGCGACCUCGGGAAAGUCAGUUCGCUCUGGCCGCCGAUUGAGAUCGAGCGCGCGAAUCCCGUGACGGUUUGGGACAUCAUGCACGCGAUCUAUGAAUUCUUCCAAAAGCCCAUGACCCAGCGCGAGGUGGACUACGUCUCUGCCAUCGAGCCCGGCAAUUACGAGAUGUUGUGUGAGGCGUUUUACAAGAGGAUAUACGACUCUUCGAACAUCCCAGAGUGGGAGAGAUUGAGGGGUAUCAAGAGGGUUGAUGUCCUCGGAGACAGACGGGUGUGGUGGGGAUUGUGGAUCACGUAUAACCCUGAUGAUACCUGGCAGUUGAAUCUUGGUUUAAUGCCUCUUCGACAGUCAUCGUAG
Gloeophyllum trabeum ATCC 11539 is the source of this 417-nucleotide messenger RNA. RefSeq lists its product as uncharacterized. The record is from RefSeq and is a predicted model, not a curated record. The transcript has a single exon. Lineage: Eukaryota; Fungi; Basidiomycota; Agaricomycetes; Gloeophyllales; Gloeophyllaceae. The coding region runs from base 1 to 417 and encodes 138 amino acids.